CAUUUCUUUAUUUAUAUUUUUCAUCGAGUGUCAAAAAAAUGGCAGGAAUCUUACGGCAUGUUUCCAAGACUUUGCUAAAACAGCAAUUUACUGCACAAAAUGUCUCUGUGCGUUUUGCUAGCCCCAACAGAAUCAAGCCAUUUCGAGUGAAUAAGCCAAAAGCUCCAGAAAAAGGAGCAAGUAUUGAAUCUUUUGGCACAAAAUUGGAAUCCAAAGGUUAUUUACGUCCUCACAAACCUUAUGAUCCCCCAUCGGAUGCCAGUUCAAAAGUUCAAGCGAUCGCCCAAGAACUAAAUGUCACGGAAAAGCUCGGUUCGCCCAAGGAAAAGUUUGAAUUUCUCAACAAAUGCUUUUUGGCGUUCAAUCAUAUUGUCCCCAAUUCAAGAUUGCAUGAAAUUCAAACAGUUGAUGACGUCGUAAAAUUCUAUGAAACGCCUGUAAGUAAGACAGUUCCCUUGGAUGCCCUCAAAACGAUGGAUUUGCCGGAGAAUUUGCACGUUCAGUACGAAUACCAUCGCUUCCAUCCCGACACUGACACCAUGUUCAAUGGGCAAACUGCCUUCCCGAAGAGCCAUACAAUUGUCACGGGCUUGAAAUACAAGAAGAAAUAUCGUCAGUACGAAGCUAAAAUGAGUUGGCCCUAAAAAUAUUUCCUUUUAACACCCGAAAUUAGUCAAUAAUAAAUUUCAAACACAAAAAAAAA
Culicoides brevitarsis is the source of this 703-nucleotide messenger RNA. It is a transcript of the gene mRpL50, whose product is annotated as large ribosomal subunit protein mL50. Gene Ontology annotation, cellular component: mitochondrial large ribosomal subunit; mitochondrion. Bases 39 to 644 code for a protein of 201 amino acids. Lineage: Eukaryota; Metazoa; Arthropoda; Insecta; Diptera; Ceratopogonidae. The record is from RefSeq and is a predicted model, not a curated record. The transcript is spliced from 4 exons.